UAAACCCUAAAGUGCCAAUCUGGGCUCUUCUACACCCGCACACACUGAACACACGCAAACCCUCGCCGACGACGUCUCCGCCGUAGGACCGCAGCAGCAGCAGCCUGAAAAUGGAGACGGCUAGAACUGUGAAAGACGUUUCACCUCAUGAGUUUGUGAAGGCCUACGCCGCUCACCUCAAGCGCUCCGGCAAGAUGGAGCUUCCACACUGGACCGAUAUUGUCAAGACAGCUACAUUCAAGGAGCUUGCACCAUAUGAUCCUGACUGGUACUACAUCCGAGCUGCUUCCAUGGCAAGGAAGAUUUAUCUGAGGGGAGGGCUUGGUGUCGGUGCUUUCCAAAGAAUCUACGGUGGACGCAAAAGGAAUGGUAGUGCUCCACCUCACUUCUGCAAGAGCAGUGGUGGUGUUGCACGCCACAUUCUUCAGCAGUUGCAGACCAUGAACAUUGUUGACUUUGACUCCAAGGGUGGAAGGAAGAUUACAUCGAAUGGACGAAGAGAUCUUGAUCAAGUUGCAGGAAGAGUAGGGACUGUCACUCCUUGAGGCUUGCAGCUUAUAAUGGGCACAUCAAAACACAAGGGUUUUAGUUUUGUUUUUACUUUUCAGGGUUAGUUUACUGGUAAAUCUAUUUACUGCGUGAUUUACUGUUUUUGACAUUGUUCUCCGGAAAUUCAAUAUCAUGUUUUGAGAUUUGGGUUUUAUAACCAUCCUUGUUAAGUGCAA
Molecule: messenger RNA, 725 nt
Organism: Helianthus annuus (common sunflower)
Lineage: Eukaryota; Viridiplantae; Streptophyta; Magnoliopsida; Asterales; Asteraceae
Product: 40S ribosomal protein S19-3
Exons: 4
Coding region: 111-545 (144 amino acids)
Biological process (GO): ribosomal small subunit assembly; translation
Cellular component (GO): cytosolic small ribosomal subunit; ribosome
Molecular function (GO): structural constituent of ribosome; RNA binding
Source: RefSeq, a predicted model, not a curated record